Molecule: messenger RNA, 1815 nt
Organism: Kwoniella shivajii
Lineage: Eukaryota; Fungi; Basidiomycota; Tremellomycetes; Tremellales; Cryptococcaceae
Exons: 5
Coding region: 1-1815 (604 amino acids)
Biological process (GO): cardiolipin biosynthetic process
Cellular component (GO): mitochondrion
Molecular function (GO): CDP-diacylglycerol-glycerol-3-phosphate 3-phosphatidyltransferase activity
Source: RefSeq, a predicted model, not a curated record
AUGAGUCUAUCGUUGGUUCGAGAUGUCCUUAGAACAUCUUCGUCGUCCUUUGCUGGGCCUUCGAAGCGAGUGAUAUUACCUAGACACCGACAAUUACCUAUCAUAACCAUACCACGAUGUCCAAUUCAUCCUUAUUCUUCUGCUUCAACCUCAACAUCAACCUCAAGUUCAUCGAGCACGAUCACUAGUGCUUCUCAGGUCAUCCAGAAACCUCAACCUCACCAACAUCCAGCAUUCGAGUCUCUUGCAACGGGAUUAUCAGCUAGUCAACCUUGUUUCGGUGCAAGAGGAGAUGAAGUUGAAUUAUUGACUUCUCCAGAGAUGUUCUAUGGUAGAUUGAUAGAAAUGAUCAAGAGAGCCAAGAAGAGAAUAUUGAUAAGUAGUUUAUAUAUUGGAACGGAAGAAGGAGAAUUAGUAGAAACAAUACGAAAUGCCCUAGCUUCCAACCCACAAAUACGCGUAGCAUUCAUACUGGACUAUCAUCGAUCAACAAGACUAUCUUCUUCUUCUUCUUCUUCUUCUUCUUCUUCUUCCUCUACAUCUACAUCGUCGUCUUUACCGCCUUCAACAGCACAUCUACUGUUACCAUUAGUAGAAGCUUUUCCUGAUAGAUGUGAAGUAUGGUUAUAUCGUUCACCCAAACUACGUGGUAUAAUGGAAAAAAUCGUUCCGGCUAGAUAUGAUGAAGGAUGGGGAACAUGGCAUGGAAAAUGGUAUGGUGUAGAUGAUGAAGUUUUGAUAAGUGGAGCAAAUUUAGCUUCAUCAUAUUUCACAAAUAGACAAGAUAGAUAUAUACAUUUUCGAUCCAAUCCAUCAUUACUAUCAUAUUUAACAUCAUUAACAAGAUUAUUCACUCAAUAUUCAUAUUUAUUGCAUCAUUCACCACCUGCACAUAUCUCACCUAUGUAUUCAGUCCCUCUACCUAAUCCCACGAUGUCUCCUACUUCCUCUGCGUCAUCUUCGUCGCCGUCUUCAUCGAACCCGAAUACGAAUUACAACUCAAAAGCAACGUUAAUCUGGCCUAGCGCUUCUAUACAUCCCAGGAAAUUUCAUACACAUGCUUUAGCUACUCUAACUGCAUUUCAAAACUCAUGGAGGGCAUCAAAUGCAAGUAGAUCAAGAAGGGUCGAUGUAGAUACUUGGUUUUGGCCAGUGAUUCAAGCCGGUGUAUUAGGUAUAAAAGAAGAGGAAAAGGCUUUGGGUAAAGUUUGGAAAGCUGUUAAUGAAAGUUACCAAGGUGAUGAAGAAGGUGGGAGAGUAGAAGUAGAUUUAACAAGUGGUUAUUUCGGAUUAUAUAAUGAAUACAAGAAACAAAUAAUUGAUAGUCCAGCUCCCGUCAAAGUGAUAGCUGCCAGUCCAAAAUCGAAUGGAUUUUACGGAUCUAAAGGAUUUUCGAGACUGAUACCUGAAGGUUACACUUUACUCGAGAGCAGAUUCCAUAGGGAAGCAGUUAAGAGAGGACGAGAAUGGGAUUCGGAGAAGAACGUUGGUGUGAGGUUGAAAGAAUGGGAAAAACAAGGUUGGACUUAUCAUUCCAAAGGAAUAUGGUUGUCGCCAUCUUCACCACGCUCUAAUCCGUUUUUAACGUUUAUUGGAUCAUCAAAUUUAUCUACAAGAUCAUUGACUUUGGACACUGAAUUAUCAAUGUUGAUGAUGACUUCUUCUCCGUCGUUACGUAAAGCCCUAGGUCAAGAAGUCAUCACUUUGGAUAAGAACACAAAGGACGUCGGAGAAGAGACUUGGACGAGUGAAGAGCGGAAGGUCAGUUUACUAGCUAGAGUAUUAGUGGCAUUGGGUGUCGAAGGGAUGCUGUAG